Rotaria sordida is the source of this 291-nucleotide messenger RNA. The record is from the annotation of a GenBank genome assembly. NCBI's taxonomy places the organism in Eukaryota, Metazoa, Rotifera, Eurotatoria, Philodinida, Philodinidae.
AUGAAAAGUUUUCGUAGUAAUCCUGAUUUUCAAGAAAAAGUUGUUAAGUCAGUUAAAACGGAAAUUAUUAAACGACAGCCAACAAUACUAUCUACUAUUCCAUCACCGGUUCAUACAAAUUUACUUGAUUCUCAAUCGACAACAUCAAAAGGUCCUCUUUCAUACUGUUUUGAUAUACCACAAAAUUCCUUAAUAUUAUCAACAACACCGUAUGAAUAUAUGACAUCAAAUGUCUCAUUCAGUGGACAUGAAAUAGAAUUUAAAAUUAUCGAUCUUAUUUUCUAUAGUUGA